Messenger RNA from Trichoderma gamsii, 2238 nucleotides. RefSeq lists its product as hypothetical. The transcript has 6 exons. NCBI's taxonomy places the organism in Eukaryota, Fungi, Ascomycota, Sordariomycetes, Hypocreales, Hypocreaceae. Gene Ontology annotation, molecular function: zinc ion binding; DNA binding; DNA-binding transcription factor activity, RNA polymerase II-specific. The coding region runs from base 1 to 2238 and encodes 745 amino acids. The record is from RefSeq and is a predicted model, not a curated record. Gene Ontology annotation, biological process: DNA-templated transcription; regulation of DNA-templated transcription.
AUGUCGAAUCUUGGCCCUCUCAGACUCCAAAGGAGCAAACAGCGGGCUGACGUGGCCUGCGAUUUUUGUAGAUACAGAAAGCUGGGCUGCGAUAAUGCAAGGCCUAACUGUAAAAACUGCUUAACGCAUGGAAGAGACUGUAAAUAUACAGCACGAGUGACGAAAGAAAGACCUUCAAAUUUACGGAUUCGCCAAUUAGAGGAGGAAAAUGCGAGGCUACGUCAAGAGGCAGCAGCUUUACGGUCACUUCAACAGAGGCAUAUCGGAGAAGAACAGACUCACGUGGAUAUGACUAGUUUAAAAGGUCCUGUGCGCUCUGGGAUACUGUCACCCAAUGAGUCAGACACUUCUACGCCAUGGCUGCGUAACCAAGGUCGCGAUAGUGCUUCGACAGACCUUAAUGCUAGGGAAUUGAGAAAGGUAGACUACAACAGGUCUUCUAGCGCCAUGUUUGAUGAGCAAUAUCCGGCUACAAAGGAGAUAACCGCAGCCAGCCAGGUAGAUGUUUCCAUAAAAACGCAGCUAUUAGCUGAGGCUGCCAAGCAGCGUCAACUUGAACCCAUUAAUCUCCGCUUAAACAAAUUGUCUUUUGCUGACAUCGAUCCGUCUCUGGGUAUGAGACUCCUCUCAGUCUUCUGGAACCGCCAACAUGCCAUCGGAUCCAUCAUUUAUCGACCGUCUUUCAUGCGCGACAUGGCUUGUCAAGGAACAUACUUUUCUCCCCUACUUUUAUACUCAAUAUUCUUUCAUGCUUCCAAACAUGUGUCUGAGGUAGGCGCUACGUGUGAUGACUCUGACAUCUGUCAUCCUGGGCGUCAGUUUCGUCAAAAGGCCGAGGAUAUAUUAUUUGGUCGCGAGACCCAAACUUUGUGCAAGAGUAGCAUUCCAACAAUUCAAGCGCUGCUCCUCAUGUCGGAUACACUGUUUUCAUGGUGCGACGAGAGGAGUCUUUCGUGGCACUACUUGGGUAUUGCCACGAAUAUGAUAAUCGAUCUGGGCAUUCAUUCUGAGUCCCCACCACUUUCGUUUAAAAAGUCGCUUUCACCGGAAGACGUCGAGAUACGGCGCAGAGUGUUCUGGUCCGCCUUUGUCUUGGACAAAGUUCAAUCCAUUUACCAAGGGCGCCCAGCUCGUCUCCGUGACAUGGACUGCAGUGUCCCCAUGCUCUUCCUAGACGAGUAUGAAGAACUUGAGCUCUUCAAUAGCGUAGGCUACUCGGAGGUUGCUCAAACGCUCGAUUUACCAAUGCACAGCGGGUCGACAUUUGUGCACCUCUGUAGGCUGAGCACCAUCGCUGAUCGCAUCCUUGCCAGUCUGUACACAGAAGAGAGCUUGCGUAGAGACAAUGACGAGUUAUAUGAAAUGUCUCUCGCUUUGCAUGCUCAAUUGAUUCAAUGGCGGGAUGCAUCCCCCGAGCAUUUGAAGAUCCACUUUGACGAUAAGACUACGGCCGACACAAUGGCUCUUCCGCAUACUCUAUCUUUAGUGUCAAUGUUCUACGCGUUGGUCAUUCUGCUUCACCGUCCCUUCGUCUCCGAAGGCCACCUCUCUUCCACAACUCGCUCACCCACCUACCACGCCUCUUCCCUCUGCGAAAACGCCGCAUCACGCAUUGAUACGGUGCUUCGUCGUUACAAAAAGUACUGGUGCAUAAAAUCCCCGCCGUACUUUUUAUCGUACGCAACCUAUGUGAGCGCAACGAUUCAUGUACGCAUAGCCGCAGAAACGCCUCCGGCCUCAGAAGCGUACAAUCGUCUCCAGAACUGUCUCGAGAUACUAUCCGAACAUCAAAGAAUUUGUCACGCACCAAGACGCUCGAUGGCCAUCUUAGUCAAGCUGAUGCGGCGUCUAAACGUAAACGUUGGAGGCGUGCUUACUGGUACCCGCGAUAAUGACAGCCAAUUGGCCUUACCCUACGACGGUGGAGCGCUGGGUAUGUAUUAUGGAUGCCAGCUGAACAAAGAUGCUCUUGAUAAAGCUGCUUCAAAGUCUCUUCGGUCUCAAGACAUUGUUAAUGUCGUGGGAGUGGCAGCGACUGACUCAGCAACAAGUACGACCUCUCAUCCCGAUAUGGGCAUGAUGUCACUUAGCAACGAUGGCUCAUGCGACGAGGCUCCUGUGUCCUUGCCUACUGGCAAUGGAAUUGAUAGCCUGUUUACGGAUAUGAAUUUCGAAUUCGAUCCGCUUUUUGGCUUUGACAUGGACCAGGCGGAUUUCUUACAGGAUAUUUCUUUCUAG